Molecule: messenger RNA, 1086 nt
Organism: Daucus carota subsp. sativus
Lineage: Eukaryota; Viridiplantae; Streptophyta; Magnoliopsida; Apiales; Apiaceae
Exons: 4
Coding region: 1-1086 (361 amino acids)
Source: RefSeq, a predicted model, not a curated record
AUGCACAAGAUGCAGGAGGAAAGGGAUCAGAGAAAGAAACUGUUACAAUUUUUUAUGGGCCUCAAUGAAAGCUUUACAGCUGCUAGAGGACAGACUCUCAUGAUCAAUCCAUUACCUAGUGUACCACAAGCUUAUUCUUUUGUGAAAGAGGAAGAAAGACAGAGGAUGGGACACAAUACCACUCAGUCAUUUACUGCAAAUGUCAAGAACAAUUCUCAAACCUCAAAGAUGCAGUCCUCUGUUCCUAACAACACCAAUGAUUCCUUAACUAAACGUGCAACGUUGAAGUGUGUUUACUGUCACAAGGAAGGUCAUCAACAUUCUUUGGAGCAGUUGGAGCAGCAAGUGGCUCAGAUGUCUCAACUCAUGACUGCAAUGAUCAAUAAUAAGGUUAUGGGAACUCCUGAGGAUCAUGUAGCAGGUUUGGCCUAUUCUAUGCUAUCAUACUCACCUCAUGAUUCUUUACAUACUUGGAUUAUGGAUACAGACGAUUCUACACAUGCUAUAGAAUUUAACUCAUCCCAGUUCUUGGUAAAACAUAAGGGCAUUGUUUUGACUUCUGGUACACAGAAGGGUGGACUGUAUUAUCUGUUUGUUAACACUGUUAUUCCACAUAUCAAUAAUGUGGGACCAUCUGUCAACAAUCUUCCUUCCAAGUUGUGGCACCUUAGACUAGUUCAUGCACCUCAUGAUAUUUUGAAACACAUCACUAGUCUAGACAUCUCAGCUCCUUGUUCCAAAGACUGUCUAGUGUGUCCUACAGCAAAACAGUCCAUGUUACCUUUUCCCAAACACAGUUCAAGUCAUGCUAAUUCUCCUUUUAUUUUGGUUCAUAUGGAUGUGUGGGGAUCUUAUAAGGUCACAACCACUGAAGGUUGUAGAUACAGAGAUGAAUAUAGAGAUAAGGGUAGGAGGAGGAGUCGUAGUCGAAGCAGGGACAGAUCAUCCCAUGAAUACCGUGGAAGGGACAGGGAUUAUCAUCACAGAAGCAGGAAUCGUAGCUUAAGUCCAGAUUAUCGUAAAGACCGUGAAAGAAGCAGAUAUGAUGAUGCAAGACGUAGUAGGAGCAGGUCUCGAGGAAGGUAG